Messenger RNA from Cottoperca gobio, 4524 nucleotides. Its product is annotated as transducin-like enhancer protein 1. Gene Ontology annotation, biological process: regulation of DNA-templated transcription; negative regulation of canonical Wnt signaling pathway. Gene Ontology annotation, molecular function: protein binding; transcription corepressor activity. The transcript is spliced from 20 exons. The record is from RefSeq and is a predicted model, not a curated record. Bases 1 to 2352 code for a protein of 783 amino acids. Gene Ontology annotation, cellular component: transcription regulator complex; nucleus. NCBI's taxonomy places the organism in Eukaryota, Metazoa, Chordata, Actinopteri, Perciformes, Bovichtidae.
AUGUUUCCCCAGGGGCGACACCCGACGCCCCACCAGGCUCCAGGCCAGCCCUUCAAGUUCACCAUCCCAGAGUCACUGGACCGCAUCAAGGAGGAGUUCCAGUUUCUUCAGGCACAGUACCACAGUCUCAAGAUGGAGUGCGAGAAGUUGGCCAGUGAAAAGACGGAGAUGCAGAGACACUAUGUCAUGUACUAUGAGAUGUCUUAUGGCCUCAACAUCGAAAUGCACAAACAGACUGAGAUUGCCAAGAGACUAAACACCAUCUGUGCACAAGUCAUUCCCUUCCUCUCACAGGAGCAUCAACAGCAGGUGGUCCAAGCUGUGGAGCGAGCCAAACAGGUGACCAUGGCAGAGCUAAAUGCUGUCAUAGGGGUACGUGGACUGCCAGGCCUUCCACCUACACAACACCUAUCCCAUAACCAUGGUGGUGCCCCUGUGCCUCUCACACCUCACCCUGCCGGCCUCCACCCUUCUCAGCUCGGUGGUUCAGCUGGUCUCCUGGCUCUAUCAGGAGCACUUGGUGCUAUUCCUCCCCACAUGUUGGGAAAGGAUGGUGGUGAUAAAAAGUCCCACAUGUCCGGAGCAGACUUGCACCCUUCAGGACCGGAGCACCUGAGAGAGCGAGAGCCCGGCACAAGUAACUCAUUGCUGCCAGAAAGUCUUAGGAACUCAGAUAAGCGACGCAACGGACCAGAGUUUUUAAAUGACACCAAGAAACGCAAGGUGGAUGACAAGGACUCCAGCCACUAUGACAGCGACGGGGAGAAAAGUGAUGAUAAUUUAGUGGUGGAUGUCUCGAAUGAGGAUCCAGCCUCCCCUCGUGGCACACCUCUCCCCUCCCCAAGAGAAAAUGGCCUGGAUAAAGCCCGUCUUCUCAAGAAAGACCCCUGUAGUCCAGCUUCUACUGCAUCAUCAGCCAGCUCCUCCUCCCUCAAGUCCAAAGAGAUGGCAAUGCGAGAAAAGGCCGGCACACCUGGGUUAAAGUCAAGCACACCCACACCUAGAGGUGACUCCACCCCUGGUCCGAGCUCCACUCCUGGAAUCCGGCCCAGUCUUUCAAAACCCCCGUCCAUGGAGAUACCACAUCCACCCACUGCAGGUUUGCGGACGCCCCUGGCUGUACCAGGCCCAUACCCGGGUGCAUUUGGUAUGUUGCCACACGCAGCAGGGAUGAACGGGGAGCUGGCAGGUGCAGCUGGAGCUGUGGCCUAUGCUGCUGGACUCCACAACAUGUCACCUCAGAUGAGUGUUGCUGCUGCGGCUGCAGUGGCUGCGUACGGCCGUUCACCCAUGGUUGGUUUUGAUCCUCAUCCUCACAUGAGAGUUCCUGGAAUGCCUCCCAGUCUGACAGGAAUCCCUGGUGGCAAACCUGCUUAUUCUUUUCACGUGGCGGCCGAUGGACAGAUGCAGCCAGUACCGUUCCCCCCGGAUGCUUUGGUUGGCCCAGGGAUUCCUCGCCACGCCCGUCAGAUCAACACACUGAACCAUGGAGAAGUGGUGUGCGCCGUUACCAUCAGUAACCCCACCCGACACGUUUACACAGGAGGGAAGGGAUGUGUCAAGGUCUGGGACAUUAGUCACCCAGGAAACAAGAGCCCAGUGUCGCAGCUUGACUGUCUGAACCGAGACAACUACAUCCGCUCCUGUCGUCUCCUCCCCGAUGGUCGGACGCUGAUUGUGGGAGGUGAGGCGAGCACGCUGUCAAUCUGGGAUUUGGCCACACCCACUCCAAGGAUUAAGGCAGAGUUAACAUCAUCGGCACCCGCAUGUUACGCUCUGGCCAUCAGCCCGGACUCCAAGGUCUGCUUCUCUUGCUGCAGCGAUGGAAACAUCGCAGUCUGGGAUUUACACAACCAGACACUUGUUAGGCAGUUUCAGGGCCACACAGAUGGAGCCAGCUGUAUUGACAUCUCUAAUGAUGGCACCAAGCUGUGGACUGGAGGCCUCGAUAACACCGUCCGCUCCUGGGAUCUCCGAGAGGGACGGCAGCUGCAGCAGCAUGACUUUACAUCGCAGAUCUUCUCUCUUGGCUACUGUCCGACAGGAGAGUGGCUCGCUGUGGGAAUGGAGAGCAGCAACGUGGAGGUCCUUCAUGUCACCAAGCCUGACAAAUAUCAGCUUCAUCUACAUGAGAGCUGUGUACUCUCCCUGCAGUUUGCCUACUGUGGUAAAUGGUUUGUGAGCACAGGAAAGGAUAAUUUACUGAAUGCAUGGAGAACACCCUAUGGAGCCAGCAUAUUCCAGUCUAAAGAAUCAUCUUCGGUGUUAAGCUGUGACAUAUCUGUGGACGACAAAUACAUCGUCACUGGUUCAGGGGACAAGAAGGCCACUGUUUAUGAGGUCAUCUACUAAAACUAUUGAAAAAAAAAAAAAGCGAGGACAAUUGUUCUUUUCAACACACCAGAUAUGUUUCUAGAGAUUAUCAAGUGGAUCACAAAUGCGAGUGACCUUGAUGGCGCAUUCUUAUUUCUGUUACAUCUGCCGAGGAGACGCAGGAAGAAGACGAACAUUUUACAUGCACAUAUCUGUCGUGCCUGUAUACAUGACUCCAUAUCAGCUGGGAAUUAAAUGGAGCAGCUGGAUGUUUGAUGGAAGGAGAGGAACUAUUUGGAUGUUCUCGUCUCUUCUGCUUUCUGCCACGGACUGCACUGGGAUCAGUUACAAGGACCAAACAAUGACUGAACCAAAGGGGGCACUGCAUUGUCUUGACUAGGACCAGCUCUUCUGGAGACCACGGCACUGACCAUUAGAUUUGAAAACACUUGAUACAGUGUCACCACCAGGGGCAGAGACUCCACAGCGAACACUCAAACCAGAUGGUUGAAUAUGUGAACAAUGGAGAAGAAUGUGGACAGAAACUGACAAAAAAAUGAGAGGACAGUGAAUGCAGAACAUGUUGGUUUUUGUAUUUUGUUGCAGUCAGACAACUCUCACAGCCUGUUCAUCUCUCAACUCUGAAUCUCUGACCUUUGAACCUCAGCUUGCUGUUCUGAUGCGCAUACACUGUCUGAAAAGUACCUUUUUUGUCUUAACAGUGAAUCUCUCACUCACUAAACUGCACUGUGGUGGUAGCUAUCCACAUACACACUUAGUACACCACACAAUUACAGUUUUAAACUAACUGAAGGCCAUGCAGACUUGUCUAGCAUCACGCUAUUGUUGAUUUUUGUCAUGGGUUAGUUUGAUCCCGAUGAGGCAAAACACGUUUUCAUAAUUCCUACCCAUUUUAGACGGCACCAAAAAGUAUGCCCAUACUUUUGAAAACAAUUAGCUCACCAAACCAAAUAAGCUAUCAAGAAUAUACUGUUGCUACAGAGGGCUUAACUCAGACGUUUCUUCUUCCCCUUCUCUACUUUUUAUGAUCCUGCUUGAAAGACUAAUUAGUGGAAACCUGAAGGAAAAAAAAAUCUUUUAGGAGAUUUAAUGAAUCCUCAAAUUCCAAUGAUCUCCCUUUCUAGUGUACCUGUUUCAACAGAUCAUUCCCCCAAUUUUUUUUUACAUAGCUGUACUCCACAAGCAACAUAAGAUUUAAUACUGUCAUGUAUUUUGAGUCGCAGUGUGGUUGAUCAGCUGCACAUGACAAGGAGCCCAACCUUUACUCGUGCUAUUGACCUGAAAACAUUUCAUUGAUAAAUGGUCAGCUUCAGAUUUACAAAUAGUUUCUUUGAUAUGGUGUCGUUGAAGUCGAGACAUCGCCCUGCUGUUAGUUUCAAUGCAGUUAAUUUGCCUGUGGUGUCUUUAACAAUAAGUUCAUCAGUUGAGGUCAUAAUGAUAAAGGAAUAUUCUCGAAAUUCUAUUUCUUUCUCCUUAAUUUGAAACAAAAACAACCGUUUGGUUUCUGUCUUAGUUGUAAAUUCACCCUGCCCCUGCCUUCACCACUCUUUGAAACACAUGAUGUCUUAUUGUAUGGAUGGUUAAUCACGCUUCAUAAAAAUGGACCAACUACUUCUAAAAAGAUCAUCUUGACAAGUAAAUUAACCUUGUGUUCAAACAAGUGAAAAGUCCUUUCUACCAUAAUCACUACUUAAAAACAGAAUUGCCUUUUUUUUCUUUUGUUAAAUACUGUCACUUGUUUCUGCUAAUAUUCUUGAAUGUGCGACACUUGUAAAAUUGCCUUUUUAAAAGUACAACUGUGUCAUAUUGUUGUCUUUUCCCUUUACAAAGAAGAUUUAGGACUACAAGCGAGAUUCAAUUAUUUGUCCAGAUAGUCUUACAGAUAAAGGUGCAGUUAUAUUUCAGCUUCAGGAAGGAGUCAGUCAGUUUCAGCCAUUGUAAGUCAUUGAUUUCAUGAACAUGUGCUUAGUUUUUUUUUUUUUAAAUCUAUUUUUGUCUGUUGAAUGUUUGUAAAAAUGUAUAUAUCAGUUUUUUUUCCUACAGGACAUGCUUUAGAAAUAACAAACUGUUUUUGUACAUCUUUUACAUGGAAAGGAAACGUCUAAUCAGGAGAAAUACAAAAUGGUCUUAAUGCUAGCUAAUCUAAAGUGAUUGAAAUAUCUAGACAAUAAAUGUGUGUUUUUUUUGUAA